Messenger RNA from Bactrocera latifrons, 1137 nucleotides. It is a transcript of the gene Or43a, whose product is annotated as odorant receptor 43a. Gene Ontology annotation, cellular component: plasma membrane. NCBI's taxonomy places the organism in Eukaryota, Metazoa, Arthropoda, Insecta, Diptera, Tephritidae. Gene Ontology annotation, molecular function: odorant binding; olfactory receptor activity. Bases 1 to 1137 code for a protein of 378 amino acids. The record is from RefSeq and is a predicted model, not a curated record. The transcript has 7 exons. Gene Ontology annotation, biological process: detection of chemical stimulus involved in sensory perception of smell; sensory perception of smell.
AUGGUCMACGCGGUCGUAGACAACCCGAUGCUCUCAGUCAAUGCGAAGCUGUGGCAGUUCCUCUCCGUGCUCUUUGCACGCGAUUGGCGGCGUUGUGUCGCUUUGGUGGCACCCGUCUGCCUAAUGAAUGCAAUGCAGUUYGUUUAUUUGUAUCAACAAUGGGGUGAUUUAGCCACUUUCAUAUUGAAUACCUUCUUUGCGGUCUCUGUUUUCAAUGCCUUGCUGCGUACGUGCUUUAUUAUUAAGAAUCGAGAUAAAUUUGAAGMGUUGAUGGAAGAAUUGGUAACUCUAUACGAUGAUAUACAAGAUUCGGGUGAUGAUUAUGCGAAAAGCGUGCUGACCGCAGCCACAAAAAGCGCACGAAAUAUUUCAAUUUUCAAUUUUUCAGCUUCYGUCUCCGAUUUAGUGGUGGCAAUGACAUUUCCACUUUUUCAGCAACAGAGAGUUCAUCCUUUUGGCGUUGCAUUACCCGGCAUCGAUGUCACACGCUCUCCACUCUAYGAACUCAUCUAUAUCGGUCAAUUAUCUUUCCCGUUCACUUUGUCCAGCAUGUAUAUGCCCUAUGUAAGUUCAUUCGCCACUUUCUCCAUGUUCGGAAAGGCUGCAUUACAGAUAUUACAAAACAAUCUCAGAAAUUUAUGYGAUAAUAUGAAAAGUAAAACUGAGGAAGAGCUCUUCGGAAUUUUACGAAAGAAUAUCGCCUAUCAUGCAAGAAUCGCUAGAUACGUAAGUGACUUCAAUGAAUUGGUUACCUAUAUGGUACUCAUCGAAUUUCUUCUCUUCAGUUGCGUCAUUUGCUCGCUGCUCUUUUGCAUCAAUAUUACAACCUCUACGGCAGAGAAGAUUUCCAUUGUCAUGUAUAUUGGCACAAUGCUGUAUGUGCUCUUCACCUAUUACUGGCAAGCCAAUGGAGUUUUAGAAAUGAGCCUCCUCGUCUCAGAUGCGGCUUACGAAAUGCAAUGGUACAAUUGUAGUCCACAUUUCAAGARAACUCUACUCAUAUUCAUUGCACGCACACAAAAUCCAUUACAGAUCCGCGUUGGUCAGAUGCACCCAAUGACAAUGGAGGUAUUUCAAUCACUGCUUAAUAACGCGUACUCCUAUUUUACGCUUUUGCAUAAUCUUUAUAAUGAUUAA